ACGCACCACCAGAACCCGUUGACUAUUUAACCCACAAUUAUUUUUCCAUCCGCAACUAUUCUGCCCGCCAAAAUCCAUGGCACCAAUCUUUGACCAGACCUCGCGUACAUCCUCGAAACGUGCUGCCAAACUCGUCAGCCGCGACAAUGAAGACGGUGGUAUGAAUGGGUCAACAAAGAUCGGGAUUGCCAUCGGUCUGAUCUGUUUCUUCACACUGCUGAUCAGCUUUUGGUACAUCGCCAACCGUCGAAGGAGUGUACGUCAACCUACAGCCGACGACACAUUUAACCAAGAGACAUUGAGUCGUUGGGUUGACACCGCCGCGCGCCCUACGCGCUCAUCGACGAGCCGCCUCAAUUACGCGCACGAGCGUCGCGCGUCGAACAGCACAUUCGCGACAAUGACGACAUAUCCCACCGUGAAAGACGAGUACGAGCUCACGCGCCCACCUCAAGCACAUACUGCCGCGCACUUAUAACGCAAUCCUCACGCGUCGUACCACAUCUUCGUAGAUGCACCACACUGCACGCUGCUAUUCAUCAUGUUUUCGCAAUUUCAUGCUCUUUCUCGUUCGGACGGAAAUGCCAGUCUUUAGGGCCCGUCUUGUUUCGUGUUUUCUGCCUCAUGUCGCCUCACGUAAUGUCUGUAAUGAGUAUCUCACACCCGC
Molecule: messenger RNA, 667 nt
Organism: Fomitiporia mediterranea MF3/22
Lineage: Eukaryota; Fungi; Basidiomycota; Agaricomycetes; Hymenochaetales; Hymenochaetaceae
Exons: 2
Coding region: 77-478 (133 amino acids)
Source: RefSeq, a predicted model, not a curated record